Molecule: messenger RNA, 1345 nt
Organism: Ochotona princeps (American pika)
Lineage: Eukaryota; Metazoa; Chordata; Mammalia; Lagomorpha; Ochotonidae
Product: WAP four-disulfide core domain protein 6A
Exons: 6
Coding region: 288-1040 (250 amino acids)
Biological process (GO): negative regulation of peptidase activity
Cellular component (GO): extracellular region
Molecular function (GO): serine-type endopeptidase inhibitor activity
Source: RefSeq, a predicted model, not a curated record
UCUUCUAAAACAGCCUGCCAAGUGUAAGACAAGCCUCUGUUCACUCCCCCUGGUUGACCAGAAGGCCUAGCCCAGUGCAGCCCCCACAGGAUUAAAACUGAGGAACCAGCCAAUAGCAGGACCUUCCCCUGGAGCUGUGGGCUAUGAAUGUCCAUUCAUUCCAUCUUUGACCUCGAGAACUUGGCAUUCCCAGCAAGAAAGGGGGUGGCUGGCUCGCCUCCAGUUCACAUAUCCAAAAGAAUUGGCCACUGAAGAAAUAAGCAGGAUCCAGGUAGCCAGAAGCUUCCAUGUUCUGGAAACACCAGACUAGACAACCCUUCUUCAGAAUGAAGUCCGUGGGACUUCUGAGCAUCCUGCUGCUGUCCAUCCUCUUGGUGAACGUCCAGGGGCUACGGCUGAGUGACUGGUUCUUUCCCAGUAAAUGUCCCAGAGUCAGAGAGAAAUGUGAAUUCAAAGAAAGGGACCUGUGCACCAAGACCAAGCCAUGUGAGCGCAAUAAGAAGUGUUGCAUGUUCAGUUGUGGGAAGAAAUGCUUGGACCUCCAACAAGAUGUAUGUCAGUUACCAAAGGACUCGGGCCCCUGCAUGGCUUUCUUUCCCCGCUGGUGGUACAGUCAGGAAAACAACACUUGCUACAACUUCAUCUAUGGUGGCUGCCUGGGAAACAACAACAACUUCCAGACCCAAGCCAUCUGCCAGAAUGCCUGCCAGAAAACAGAGACAUGUCCCAACAUCAGAGUGAAAUGUGAAGUCCAGGAGAGGAGUGAGUGCACCAGGCACAGACACUGCCCGGACAAGAUGAAGUGCUGCCUGUUCAACUGUGGGAAGAAAUGUCUAGACCUCCGAAAAGAUGUGUGCAGCAUGCCAAAGGAAACCGGCCCCUGCAUGGCCUUCAUUCCACGCUGGUGGUACAAUAAAGAAAAAGAUAUCUGCACCCAAUUUAUCUACGGAGGUUGCCAAGGGAACAAUAACAACUUCCAGACGGAAGCUAUCUGCCUGGUCAUCUGUCAGGAGAGUAACUCGUAUCGCUGGCUCGGAUAAGGAGGAGCUGGAACAACCUCCAGGAUUUGAUGCACAAUUCUGCCAGACAGAUACUCUGUGCAGGCUUCUGUUGGCCGAAUUCCAGCUGCCAAGACCCUGGCUGCUCCAAAACUGAACUCCAGGGCCUGCUGCUCCCUCUCCCCACCAACCCCUGCAGCCUGCUCAACUUCCCUUCAAACACAACACCCUUCAUUCCUUGAGCCCUUGCUGGUGUCAGACCCUAUCUCUUCAGCUUUGGGGACUUGGGUUGAUCCCUAUGAUAACAUCAGUUCUCUGUAAUAAAGUGCUCUGUGUGACGUCUGAAC